GAAGGAUCCUGUGGGCGGUCUGAGAGGGACGCGCGUCCCCGCCCUCUGCCCACUUCCGUCAGCUUCACUGACUGCGGCUCCGCUCCUCCCGGGGCAAGGGGGCGGGAAGCGCUGAGGCGGGCCGGCUCAGCAUGGCGGCGGCGGCGGGCGAGGCGCGCAGGGUGCUGGUGUACGGCGGCGGCGGGGCGCUGGGCUCCACCUGCGUGGGCUACUUCCGAGACAGGGGCUGGUGGGUGGCCAGCAUCGACCUGUCGGAGAACGCGGCGGCCAGCGCCAACGUGGUGGUGAAGAGCAGCGAGUCCUUCCCGGAGCAGGCGGAGCAGGUGACAGGAGAUGUUGGAAAACUCCUGGGUGAAGAAAAGGUGGAUGCCAUCUUGUGCGUGGCUGGAGGAUGGGCAGGUGGGAGUGCAAAAGCAAAAGCUUUAUACAAAAAUUGUGACCUGAUGUGGAAGCAGAGUGUUUGGACAUCAACUAUAUCCAGUCACUUAGCUACAAAACAUUUGAAAGAAGGAGGUUUGUUGACUCUGACGGGAGCCAAAGCUGCUUUAGCUGGAACCCCAGGGAUGAUUGGAUACGGCAUGGCAAAGGGAGCAGUGCACCAGCUUUGUCAGAGUUUAGCUGGCACAAAUAAUGGUUUGCCAUCUGGUUCUGCUGCAGUUGCUGUUCUACCGGUUACCUUGGAUACACCAGUGAACAGGAAAUCAAUGCCUGAUGCAGAUACCAGCUCCUGGACACCAUUAGAGUUCAUUGCAGAGACUUUUUAUGACUGGAUCACAGGAAAGAACAGACCCAACUCGGGCAGUUUAAUUCAAGUGAUAACCACAGGAGGGAAGACUGAACUAGUAGCAGCACAUCUUUGAGGUCAAUCAGUGGAAUUGUUUCUGAAAAUGUAGCAACAAAACUAUUGAAAACUAAUGUCUUAGUUAAGUUUAGGUUGUGUAUUGUAUCCAAUGAUUACAUCUGUGGAGCAAGAUAUUGAGUAACACUUCUCGUUAGAUGCGAGUCAGCGGCAUUUAUAUAUCAAAAAGUAUUGAAUUAAAGGCUGCAAAUAUGUUAAUCCUGAAUUUUAAUUACGUAUAUCAAGGCUGUCCAACUUCUAGACUGUGGGGGACCACAUGCUGUGUGCAGCCUGGCCUUUCCUUGCCACAUGCACAGCAUGAACAGUGAAGACUCACUCUUGGUGGUACAGGGGGCUCCUUUUGUGGUGUGACAGCACAAAUGUCCCCCUACUGCAUGUGCUAAAACCCUCUCAUUGCCCAGCCCCACCAGGCCCUGCCUGCAGGAGGGAGGGGGAGCCUGACCACUCUGGCCACUAAAGCUGUCAGAAUGGUGGCAGCAGCAGCUGCCAUGUGGGAGCCAGGGACCAUAUGUGGCCUCUGGGCCACCAGGUGGACAGCCCUGGUGUACGUGUUUUAAAUUGUAGUGGUGGUUAUAUCCAAAAUUGUGCUUAAUUUUGUGCUGUAUCCACGUAUGUAAGUGAAAGUUUCUGUCUGUCUCUGUAUCUUUCUGGCAACUCUUUUUUGAAUAUUUCUGGAAUAUUUGUUCUUUUUGCUUAUCUGGGAAUAUCAGUUCAGUGCUCUUUUUUGUGGGUUGUAAUAGACACCAUCACCACUGUAUAUAAAGGCCCAAUCAUGUUACCUUUUCUUAUGCGAGUAUUCUUUACUGAUUUAAGGCUGCAUAAGGGCUACUUGCAUGAGAAGGGAUUGCAAGAUAGAGCCCUUAAUUUGCCUUAAAAUGUCUAAACUUCGCUAGUCCAGCAGUUAUUGUGAUGUAAAAGCAGACAGUCAUCCUGUCUUGGAGUGUGGUAUUAUGUGUUUUGUAUAACUAAUGAUGGUUCUUUACUACCUAAGCAAGCAAAGUAUCCAGGAACAAAAAAAAAGGAAAAGAAAUUCAGAAUCUACUAUUAAA
Molecule: messenger RNA, 1908 nt
Organism: Gavialis gangeticus (Gharial)
Lineage: Eukaryota; Metazoa; Chordata; Crocodylia; Gavialidae
Gene: QDPR
Product: quinoid dihydropteridine reductase
Exons: 7
Coding region: 132-860 (242 amino acids)
Biological process (GO): L-phenylalanine catabolic process; tetrahydrobiopterin biosynthetic process
Cellular component (GO): cytoplasm
Molecular function (GO): NADPH binding; 6,7-dihydropteridine reductase activity; NADH binding
Source: RefSeq, a predicted model, not a curated record